Diceros bicornis minor is the source of this 604-nucleotide messenger RNA. It is a transcript of the gene AIF1L, whose product is annotated as allograft inflammatory factor 1 like. The coding region runs from base 79 to 531 and encodes 150 amino acids. The transcript has 6 exons. NCBI's taxonomy places the organism in Eukaryota, Metazoa, Chordata, Mammalia, Perissodactyla, Rhinocerotidae. Gene Ontology annotation, cellular component: ruffle membrane; actin filament. The record is from RefSeq and is a predicted model, not a curated record. Gene Ontology annotation, biological process: actin filament bundle assembly; ruffle assembly. Gene Ontology annotation, molecular function: calcium ion binding; actin filament binding.
GGACCAGGCGCUAGUCCCUCCUCCUCGUCCCUCUCUGCGGUCGCGAAGCCCCGAACCGGCGGGAGCCCCCUGCUCACCAUGUCGGUCGCGCUCAGCAACAGGUUCCAAGGAGGGAAGGCGUUCGGCAUGCUCAAAGCCCGGCAGGAGAGGAGGCUGGCCGAGAUCAACCGGGAGUUUCUCUGUGACCAGAAGUACAGCGAUGAAGAGAACCUGCUGGAAAAGCUCGCAGCCUUCAAAGAGAAGUACAUGGAGUUUGACCUGAACAAUGAGGGCGAGAUUGAUCUGAUGUCUUUAAAGAGGAUGAUGGAGAAGCUUGGGGUCCCCAAGACCCACCUGGAGAUGAAGAAGAUGAUCUCUGAGGUGACGGGUGGGGUCAGCGACACCAUCUCCUACCGAGACUUCGUGAACAUGAUGCUGGGGAAACGGUCAGCUGUCCUCAAGCUAGUCAUGAUGUUUGAAGGGAAAGCCAAUGAGAGCAGCCCCAAGCCAGUCGGCCCCCCUCCAGAGAGAGACAUUGCCAGCCUGCCCUGAGGACCCCUGCCUGGACCUGCCCCGCCCUCCCUGCCCCUGUUCCUCCUCCUGAUCUCGCUGCCCUCUCGACUCA